UACCAAAUUUACCGCAGGGAAAUAGGUACGACGACACCAAAACUGGAAGUGUGAACCGCAUUCUCGUCUCCGCCGAAGUGACCACAGAAUCUCGUUGAGUAGGGUUUCAAAUUCCCCGCCACUCUUCCCUUCUAAUGGCGGGAGAAGGUGAAGGGCCGGAGACUCCAUUGAUGCCCAAGCAAGUCCCAAGCCCCAAGGACGAUGCCCGCAUUGUUUCGCAAACUAGUUCGUCUCUUCCACGAUCCGAGAACGACGCCUCUCCAUCGACGAAGAAGCCUGUGAGCCCCAAGGAGUUCAUACUCUCAGUGGCUACCAAAAUAUCCUCACAGCCGCUCCAGAGCUCUGAUCCCGACGUUUGGGGCGUCCUCACUGCCAUCUCCAGCAACGCCCGCAAGCGCCACCAGGGCAUAAACAUGCUUUUGACUGCUGAUGAGCACUGCAUUGGGCGUUUAGUAGACGAUAUGCGAUUCCAGAUUGAAUCAAAUGCAAUUAGUGCAUACCACUGUAAAAUUUAUAGGAAGCGGGUUGCCACCGAAGAUGUGGAGCAUCUGUCCAACCUCUACACAUCUGCCUUCCUGAAAGAUACUAGCAGCACAAACGGGACAUAUCUCAAUUGGGGGAAGUUGAAGAAGAACAGCUCUGAAGCUAAACUCCAGCAUGGAGAUAUUAUAUCAUUUGCAGCCCCUCCUCAGCAUGAGCUUGCAUUUGCAUUUGUAUAUCGAGAAGUUAUUAAAUCUAUGUCCUCAGCAGAUGGUGCAGUUUUGAAGAGAAAAGCUGAGGAUUUCGGUUCUGAAAACAAGAGAAUAAAAGGUAUUGGCAUCGGUGCUCCUGAGGGUCCUAUUUCUCUUGAUGAUUUUCGAAGUCUUCAGCGGUCAAACAUGGAGUUGAGGAAGCAAUUGGAAAAUCAGGUCCUUACAAUAGAUACAAUGCGCAAUGAGAAUCGUAUGGCUGUUGAACGUCAUGAAAAUGAACUGAAAGAGCUGAAAGACUCAAUUACAAAAUCUUACCUUGACCAACUCAAAGAGUUGAACGAUUUGUUGGAGGUUAAACAGAAUGAGGUGGUGGAGCUCAAUAGAAUAUCAGCUGAACAAAAACAUUCUCUCCAUGAUCUUAAUGAAAGGCUAAGUGCUUCUAUGCAGUCAUGUAUUGAGGCAAAUGAAAUAAUGAAUAGUCAGAAGGCUUCUAUAUCUGAACUUAAGGCACAAUUAGAUGAAGAGCGAGAUCAAAGACGGGAAGAACGAGAAAAGGCUGAAGCAGAUUUAAAAGCAGCAAUACAUAGAGUUCAGUCUGAGGCUCAAGAGGAAUUAAAACGUCUGUCUGAUGCUGCCCUACGACGAGAAAGAGAGCAGCAAGAAGUUAUUUAUAAGCUUCAGGAAUUGGAGAAAGAAAGAUGUUUACUGGUGGAAACUUUGAGAUCCAAGCUGGAAGACAUGAGGCAAAAGUUGGUAAUCUCUGACAACAAGGUUCAUCAGCUUGAAACACAAGUUUGUGAAGAGCAACAAGCCUCUGCAAGUGGAAGAAAAAGGGUGGAAGAACUUGAGCAUGAAGUAAAAAGAUUGAGGAAAGAGCUUGACAGUGAAAAGCAGGCAGCUCGAGAAGAAGCAUGGGCUAAGGUUUCUGCCCUAGAACUUGAAAUUAAUGCUGCUUUGAGGGAUCUUGAUUUUGAGAGACGGAGGCUAAAAGGUGCCAGGGAAAGGAUUAUGCUUCGAGAAACACAGCUACGGGCAUUUUACUCCACAACCGAGGAGAUUUCUGUUUUGUUUGCAAAGCAGCAGGAACAGCUGAAGUCCAUGCAGAGGACUCUGGAAGAUGAGGAAAAUUAUGAGAACACAUCAGUUGACAUUGAUGUCAAUCCAAAUAAUGUAAUCAAGGGUGCUCCAGUCAGGGAUAGGGAAGUAUCAGGGUAUCAAAGCAAUGGCACUGCCAAGGCAGAUUCUGCUACAUCAGCCCAGAGGUUUGUCAGAGAUCAAAUUGAGACUUCUAGUAAUGGAGCCAGUGUUACCGAGAAGCAUGAGUGUGGCUUUAGAAGUCAGGAGGAAGGCCAAAACACCCAAGAGGUGGAGUUCACAAGCACCGAUAAUUUGGUAAAAGGUGGUUUUGGUUCUGACAUUGAUGGUAUUGGCACAGCGCCAGCUUUGGAUGGUGACCUCUUUGGAACUGAACAAGUUCUUGAAACUGAGAGCCCUGGGAUCAACAGUGUUCGGAACAUCGACAUGAACAAGCAUAGUGCUUCUGCUGGAGACACAAUGCAACUUGAUGAUGAAGCCCAUGUAAAUGAAACUGAAGAACAGGGCCGAAUAAUUUGUGGGGAGAGUUCACAUCCCUCUCAAUUAAAUAAUCCCAUUGAGACUCUAAAAGCCUUGGACGAUACUGAAGGUGGAGGAACCAUCAAAACAGCUGAUCUACUGGCUUCUGAAGUUGUUGGAAGCUGGGCUUGCAGCACCGCACCUUCUGUCCAUGGGGAGAAUGAAACUCCAAGAAGUAAAAACGAUGGGGAAGGGGGUGCCACUCUACAUGAUUGCAAUGGUCAGGCAGCUGAGAGUCAAAGUACACCGUCUUCCAAGGCCGUUGCAACCAGACUGAAUCAGGAACGUCAGGCCCUCAGCGAGAUGAUCGGAAUCGUUGCUCCGGAUCUGAAGGAACAGUUUGUGGGUGCUGUGGGUGACGGUUGUGAUGAAUGGACAGAGAAGAAGAGUUCUUCGUCUGACUCUGAUACAGAGGGUGACACUGACAAUGACAACAGCAAUGCAGUUACUGCUGAAGGUGGAUCAAUGUCAGAUGCAGAUACUGAAGACUGUGACCAAGCUGAUGGGGAUCAAAACCCUGAUGAUGCAAUGGACGAAGAUGAUGAAGCUACUCAAGAAGAUUCUAUCGGAUAGGGAAGGGGCACGUGUAAAUAUAUGUAUAGUUCUCUUUCUGUUGUUAUUAUUGCAAUUGGGGAUAAAAGCUGUAAAUACUAGAGCCCUCAAACUGGAGUUCUUUUUCUCGGUGAUUAGGAUUCCAUUUUCUUAUUUAUGACAUUGUUAGUUGUAUACACAGGUUUUCUUUCCCAUGAUGUGGAAUGCCAUCCAUAGCAAAUUUCGGUUGGUGCAAUGCCAUCAGAACA
This is a messenger RNA of Malania oleifera, 3106 nucleotides long. RefSeq lists its product as uncharacterized. Lineage: Eukaryota; Viridiplantae; Streptophyta; Magnoliopsida; Santalales; Ximeniaceae. The record is from RefSeq and is a predicted model, not a curated record. The transcript is spliced from 13 exons. Gene Ontology annotation, molecular function: protein binding. Bases 135 to 2879 code for a protein of 914 amino acids.